This is a messenger RNA of Aspergillus homomorphus CBS 101889, 997 nucleotides long. RefSeq names its product O-methyltransferase. Gene Ontology annotation, molecular function: O-methyltransferase activity. The coding region runs from base 126 to 857 and encodes 243 amino acids. Lineage: Eukaryota; Fungi; Ascomycota; Eurotiomycetes; Eurotiales; Aspergillaceae. The record is from RefSeq and is a predicted model, not a curated record. The transcript has 2 exons.
UCCAUUUCUCCGUACCUCAAACUAUUUCAUCUUCGAAAUACCCAAAACGAUCAGCGAUACAUCCCUCCCAGACCCGUUUGACUCAACUCUAACGCAAACUAAACCUCAACAGCUCAAAUCUCAAGAUGUCCUCCCCCAACCCCGUCGACGCGCCCCUGCACGUGCAGCAGCUCCUCACAGAGCUGCACAAGAAAUCCCUAGAGCAAGAAGCCCAGAUCUCAAAGAAAGGCAAAGUCUUCUCUUCAGAGGUUCUCGGCGAACUGGAAGACAAAAGCCGCAGCGCCGCGCCCGCCAACCCACAAGACGAAUUCGACCGUCUCAUGCUCGACAAGUUCAUCGCACUGGAUGAAGACAAAUGCCAGUUCGCGUACCAGCUGAUCACGGCCAUGGGGGCCACGAACGUCGUCGAAGCGGGCACCAGCUUCGGCGUGAGCACCAUCUACCUCGCGCUGGCGGUGGGGAAGACCACUGCCGCGACGGGGAAGUCAGGGGUGGUAAUUGCCACAGAGAAGGAGGAGGCGAAGGCGGCUGUUGCGCGGAAGUACUGGGCGCAGUGUGGGCCGGAGGUCGAGAGAUUUAUUGAUUUGCGCGAGGGGGAUCUGUUGGAGACGCUGAAGGAGGGUUUGCCCCAGGUGGAUUUGUUGUUGCUUGAUAUCUGGUCUGCGCUGGCGCUGCCCACGCUCAAGACUGUGCUGCCGCGCAUGCGCCGCGGCGCCGUCGUCUUGACUGAUAAUACUAUCUCUGGGGCCAAGGGUUACGCGGACCUGCUGGCUUUCUUGCGUGCUCCGGAGAAUGGGUUCCAGAAUAUGACCCUGCCGUUCACUAAUGGGUUCGAGAUGAGUGUUUAUUUGCCGUGAUUGGGGCGACUGCGAUGAUGAUGCUGGUGAUUGCUGGUGUUCGUCUUGCGACUAUUGAUUUAUGGAGGACGGGUUUGGGUUAUCAGGUAGCUCAGGGCUAUCGGAAACUGCACAUAUAUUGUAUCUUGAGAGGGAAUGAU